AGUGUUGUGGUAGUGUUUUACAGAAUGGUACAUAUGCCUGUUAUGAAGUUUAUAAUAAAUUGUUUGUUGUUACAAGAAAAGUAUCAUUGGAAUCAGAAUCACCACUGUAUUACGAAAACCAUCUGACAAGAUAUAAAGCUUGGUAGCAUCACUCUGAUGAUGGAGUGGAACAAACAGCAACUACAGGAGAGAAGCAACUGGAGGUACAGGCAUGGAGAAAGGAACGGACUAACAAAUGCUUCCUCAGCUGAUACACUUUCAUCCAGAGGCAAAACUGAAGACUAUGAAACAAAAGUUGAAACAGACCGCAGUAAGCGGUUUGAUUACCUUCUUAAACAGACAGAAAUCUUCACACAUUUUAUGUCCAAUAAUCAGCGAGACAAACCACCAACAAGUCCUCUAAAGGUGAAACCAGGCAGACCAAGGAAGAAUCCAGACCAACCAAGAGGAGACCCUGGAGAUCAUCGUCAUCGAAAGACAGAACAGGAAGAAGAUGAGGAAUUGUUGGCAGAAACAAAUUCUAGUAGAAGAACUAUCAUCAGCUUUGAUCAGUCUCCACAUUAUGUAAAAAAUGGUGAAAUGAGAGAUUACCAGGUACGGGGUCUCAACUGGAUGAUUUCAUUAUAUGAAAAUGGCAUCAAUGGAAUUCUCGCUGAUGAGAUGGGUCUUGGUAAAACUCUGCAGACAAUAUCACUGCUUGGGUAUAUGAAACAUUACCGGAACAUUCCAGGACCUCAUAUUGUGAUUGUUCCAAAGUCCACACUUGCCAACUGGAUGAAUGAGUUCAUGAAAUGGGUUCCUUCUUUACGUGCAGUGUGCCUUAUUGGUGACCAAGAGGCUAGGAAUAUUUUCAUAAGGGAAACACUCAUGCCUGGUGAAUGGGAUGUGUGCGUGACUUCGUAUGAAAUGGUGAUCAAGGAGAAAGGAGUGUUUAAGAAGUUUAACUGGCGUUAUAUGGUCAUCGAUGAGGCCCACCGUAUCAAGAAUGAGAAGUCAAAACUCUCUGAGAUUGUUCGUGAGUUCAAAACAACAAACCGCCUUCUCCUGACAGGAACUCCUCUGCAGAAUAACCUACAUGAACUUUGGUCUCUCCUCAACUUUCUUUUGCCUGAGGUCUUCACCUCAUCAGAUGAUUUUGAUGCAUGGUUCAACACUAAUAAUUUCCUUGGUGAUGCUACGUUAGUUGAAAGACUUCAUGCUGUUUUACGCCCAUUCUUGCUGCGUCGAUUAAAAUCUGAAGUUGAAAAAAGGUUAAAACCAAAGAAAGAACUGAAGAUUUAUGUUGGCCUUAGUAAAAUGCAAAGAGAAUGGUAUACGAAGGUCCUGAUGAAGGAUAUUGAUAUUGUGAAUGGCGCUGGAAAGAUUGAGAAAAUGCGACUGCAGAACAUUCUCAUGCAGCUUCGAAAGUGCUCCAAUCACCCUUAUCUCUUUGACGGUGCCGAGCCCGGUCCUCCGUACACUACAGAUGAACAUCUUGUGUACAACUGUGGGAAAAUGGUUAUACUGGAUAAACUGCUCCCACGAUUACAAGAACAGGAUUCAAGAGUGCUCAUCUUCAGCCAGAUGACAAGGAUGCUUGAUAUUCUGGAGGAUUACUGCCAUUGGAGAUUAUACAGUUACUGUCGACUGGAUGGACAGACACCUCAUGAGGACCGUCAGAGACAGAUCAAUGAAUUCAAUGCGCCAGGCAGUGAGAAAUUCAUCUUUAUGCUGUCAACGAGAGCUGGUGGUCUUGGUAUUAACCUUGCCACAGCAGAUGUUGUCAUCAUAUAUGACUCUGAUUGGAAUCCACAGAUGGAUCUGCAGGCUAUGGAUCGAGCUCAUCGUAUUGGACAGCAGAAGCAGGUGAAGGUCUUUCGUCUGAUCACAGAGAACACUGUUGAAGAAAAGAUUGUUGAAAGAGCAGAGGUGAAACUGAGACUAGACAAGCUUGUGAUCCAGCAAGGUCGUCUUGUGGACAACAAGCAGAAUCAACUGAAUAAGGAUGAGAUGCUGAACAUGAUACGAUAUGGAGCAAACCAAGUGUUUGCUUCUAAAGAUUCAGCCAUAACUGAUGAAGACAUUGAUACCAUCCUCCAGAAAGGAGAAUCAAAAACAGAGGAAAUGAGACAGAAGUUGGCAACUAUGGGAGAAUCUACACUCAGAAAUUUUACACUGGAUGCACCAGGCACGGACUCCGUAUACCAGUUUGAAGGAGAAGAUUAUCGAGAGAAGCAGAAAGUACUUGGUAUUGGCAGCUGGAUUGAGCCUCCCAAACGAGAACGGAAAGCCAACUAUGCUGUGGAUGCUUAUUUCCGUGAGGCUCUGCGGGUUUCAGAACCAAAAGCACCAAAGGCUCCUCGACCACCCAAGCAACCAAUCGUUCAAGAUUUUCAGUUCUUCCCACCCCGGCUAUUUGAGCUGUUGGAUCAGGAAAUCUACUACUUUCGGAAAACAGUCGGUUAUAAGGUUCCUAAGAAUCCAGAGCUUGGUUCUGAUGCAUCAAGAAUUCAGAAGGAAGAACAGCGCAAAAUAGACGAUGCCCAGCCGCUCACAGAAGAUGAAGUGGUGGAGAAAGAAAAGUUGCUUACACAGGGUUUCACAAACUGGACGAAGCGUGAUUUCAAUCAGUUCAUCAAAGCCAAUGAGAAGUAUGGAAGAGACGACAUUGACAACAUUGCUAAGGAUGUGGAAGGAAAGACACCAGAUGAAGUCAUGCAGUACAGUUCUGUGUUCUGGGAACGGUGUCAUGAACUGCAAGACAUUGACCGCAUCAUGGCACAGAUAGACAGAGGAGAGACCAAGAUUCAGCGACGAGCCAGUAUCAAAAAGGCACUGGAUGCCAAGAUGGCACGGUAUCGUGCCCCAUUUCACCAGCUACGAAUAGCAUAUGGCACCAACAAAGGCAAGAAUUAUACAGAGGAAGAGGACAGGUUCCUUGUUUGUAUGUUACAUAAAUUGGGAUUUGAUAAAGAAAAUGUUUAUGAAGAGCUGCGUGCUGCAGUGAGGAAUGCUCCUCAGUUCCGUUUUGAUUGGUUUAUUAAGUCACGGACGGCAAUGGAGCUACAGCGUCGGUGCAAUACACUUAUCACACUUAUAGAGCGAGAAAACCAAGAACUCGAGGAGAAGGAAAGAGCCGAGAAAAAGAAACGUGGCCCCAGAGGAAGUAGUGGGGCAGGGGGAAUUCCUAAUGUGGGUUCAGGGACUGGAGGUGGCAGUAAAGGCUCACAAAAACGCAAAAAUGAAAACAUUCCAACACCCGAUACCAAGGCUGCCAGAAAAAAGAAAAAGACAAAUGAGAAGUGAAGUGAUCAAAGUGGCUGGGCCACAAGACUGUGGGGUAUGUGGGCCCUACAGGAGUACAAGAACUGCAGCUUGCAGGAUUUUAUAAUGUGUCUGUUCAGUGGAAAGAAUGCAUCUCUUAAUGAUUUGUCUAGUGUGUGCAGUUGUCCAUAUUUAUAUUCAGACUCUUGUGUAAUUUCUUCUGACAGUUUAGUGCUUCUGAUUUUUAUUUACUGUUCAUUGGCAUCAGUAGAUCUGUAUCACAUUGAAACACAAGUGAAAUGUCUGUGAGCAGAUAUACUAGUAAUCCUUCACUUGAUAAAACACAAGUGAUUGUUUAUAAAUUUAUAUUGUUAAGACAUGACAUUCAGAAUGAAAUUUCUGCAGAACAUUUUGAAAUGUUAAUUUUUAUGUUGUCUUCUUAGUGUCUAGUAAUAUGGGUAAUUCAUAAAUGUAAUGAUUUUUGUUGUAAAUUAGAAUUCAAAAUUUGUCAUGUAAUUCCUGAUGUUAUAUGUUUUUGAGUAUUAUUGAUUGUCUUGAAAAGAACACACAAAUUAUUGUUGUAUGAAAAUUUAUACAUUGUACAGUGUACUUCAAUCAUAGAAUGAGCAGCACAAUAACUUCUCAGUUUUUCUGUCAUAAAAAUUUUAUAUUAUCUCUUGAAAGGUGUUCUUGUACUUUGAGCUGUUUUAAAUGUCA
Messenger RNA from Zootermopsis nevadensis, 3960 nucleotides. The record is from RefSeq and is a predicted model, not a curated record. Lineage: Eukaryota; Metazoa; Arthropoda; Insecta; Blattodea; Termopsidae.